AUGCUGAGCCGGAGAUUGCAAGAGUACUGUGACUACAAGCGCUUGCCGUUUGGCCUUUUGCGUGUUGCCUCUCCGGAUAAGGAGUCUGCGCGUGUUCUCCGCAAGGUGUUGGUCCAGUACAUUAACUCUGCUGCCAGGUUUUCAGGUGUGGAGAAAUCUUGGCUUAAGUCUCGCAUACGUGUGCAAGUUGGCAAAAGCCGCACUUUCAAGUCCUUCUGGAACCAUGUGCAAGUUGCUGGGAGAGCGUCCCUGACAUCACUUGAGAGUCUGAGCAUGCAUGACUUGACUUCGAUCAUGUCAGGACAAGGGUUCCUUCGAUCGGAAAAGAACUGGGAUUAUCGAUACAGGUUGACUUUUUCUGAGCGUGUGCAGUGCAUUCGUGAUGAAACAUUGAAGGGUCUCAAGUCGCUUGGCUUGCCACAACGUGAGCUUGCCGGUCUGCACUCGACUGUGUCCACUUCCUUGCGUUCUUCUGUUGAAGUUGACAGGUUGUUGGCUCGACAGUGGCGUUCUGCGGAUGCUUAUGCUUGCGAGACCAAGGGCAUGCAAUUCUACAGGUUGCGUCGGGCUGUUGUUCCUGAUGACAAAAACAAGAAAAGUGCAUGGAUCUUGCCAAAGCUUGCGUACCAAGUACUCUGCCUUGCUUUCGUGUGCUUGUCCAGUACCUGGACGUUUGUGCAGUACUCGCGGGCCUAUGCCAACAGCUUGUUGCUGCAGCGCAUGAAGAACACCUUGGGUGUGCAGAUGUUAUUCUACGACAUUUGUGCCCAGGGUUUGAGGUGCCAAGCAGCAAAACAACACUUCGUUGCAAUUGUAGCAGAUGCUGGUCAGUUUUAUGGAGAGGUUGCUCCACAACGCGCUCUUGAUGCCGGGUUCACUGUCUUCUCUGCGGCUGCUUCUGUUGGUUGGAAGGGCGUUGCCGUUGCUCGCACCCGGAAGUUCUUUGGUUUCAUGACGUGCGAGUUACAAGGUGGACGCGGCAAGUUUGUCCGCUUGAGCUUGUCGGACAUUUUUGCUACGUUUUCGACGGCCGUCAGCGUCUCCUUAGUGUCUGUGGGCCACGCUGUUGCUAUGUUGAGUGGGUUGCCGAUAGGUGGCCUCAUGAGCAAACUGGCUUCAAGCAUGGUUCUUUGCCAGGAAGAGGAGAACUGGAAAACAAAUCAUAUGCAAAGACAGCGUGCAGGUUUUUACUCCCUGCGACAAUCCUGGAGGCGUACGGUUUGCCAUGUCAGGUAUGUUGAUGACGUGUUCUUGGGUACCCACAGUUUUUGCAAAGAUUGCCUCGUUGAUCUCCUUCUUCAUGUGUAUCAGGAGCGGUUCGAUGUUGCCGAGGAUGAGUUCCCCCUCCAUUUCCUAGACAUGGUGGUGGGCUCUGACAAACGUUUGACACCCAAAAGAAAGGUGCUACAGAUUCCUCCCCCAUGGGCGACUGGAGAAGGUUACAUUCGGCCUCUGCUGUUGGGUGCAAUUCAUCACGAUUUGUUUACUUCGCAGUGCUAUCCGCGAUCCAAUGUUCAAGCAACUUGCAGCCUCUUGCCAGAGACAGUGAGCAGCAUGAUGGUCCCGCUUAGCCUCCUGCUUUGGUUCCUGCUGUUCCCUCGCCACCUAGAGGCGACAUGGGGCAAGGGAGGCAACAAAGGCUACUACAAUCAGUGGUCGUCUAAGAACUGGAACCGGAGCAAUUGGUCUGGCGGCAAUCAGCAGUCAUGGAGUGGUAAAGGCGGCUCCUCAAGCUUUGAUGCUGGAUUGGCUUAUGCCAUGCUGUUGGGAGAUAGGGAGAAGUCUACAAGGCGUCAUUCCUGCAAGAAGCGCUCACAUCGCGACGAUGCCUCGUCAGAUUCGUCCCGAUCGUCAUCUGCAGACAAUCACAAGCGAUCCAAGCAUUCGUCAAAAAUCAAGCGGGAGUUGUCUGAACUCCGUGCUUUCAAGGAGAAGACCGAACAGGCUGCUGUUGAAGAGAAGAAGCACAAAGAGUUGCAAGAACUAGAACAACGUCUUUGGGAAAGGUUGCAGUCCACAACUGCACAUACGAAGCCUGCUCCGCCGUCUAGUGCCGAUGCAGGACAGAUCGUGUUGUCUGGCCCUCAAAGACGCCUCGCUACUAAAGUGCUGGCAGGAGCCAUCACAGACCAAUCGUCAGUGCAAGCUUGGGCUGACAUUGUUGCUGUAGCGGAUUCCAUGGAAGGCCGCCAACUUCUGGAGGUGCUCAGAAGCGAGGGUCUGGCCACUCCACAUGCUUGCAAAGAGCGCCAGAGCAUUUUGCUUACGCAUCUGCAAGCCGAACUGGAAAUCAAGGCCUGA
This is a messenger RNA of Symbiodinium sp. CCMP2592, 2301 nucleotides long. Lineage: Eukaryota; Dinophyceae; Suessiales; Symbiodiniaceae. The record is from the annotation of a GenBank genome assembly.